This is a messenger RNA of Polyodon spathula (Mississippi paddlefish), 1398 nucleotides long. It is a transcript of the gene ntng2a, whose product is annotated as netrin g2a. Bases 514 to 1398 code for a protein of 294 amino acids. Lineage: Eukaryota; Metazoa; Chordata; Actinopteri; Acipenseriformes; Polyodontidae. The record is from RefSeq and is a predicted model, not a curated record. The transcript has 2 exons.
UUCAAGGAUGCGAGCAAACACAACAUAUCAAGAAACGAAGUUCGGUUUCCCGGCGAGGAUUGCUGCUUUAUGACUCUUUAUAAGCCUCCAGAAAUUCUUAACGCAGAUGAAUAAAAUGCUUUGCUGAAAUGCCAAGUUUUUUGUGUGAACUUAAAAAAACUGAAACGUGCAUCAAAUGUUACAGUACUGUAAUGGGAAGAACAUCGAAGUGACUGAAACUAUCAUGCAAACAGGUAACAUAAUUUCCUGCAACUAAAAAAAAGAACAAUAUAUGUCUAUUUAUAAAUCCAAAUACACUGAUAUUACUCUCUUCAUCCUGACGUCGGUGACGUGUACCGUUCCUGAGGUCCGUCGGUAACCGCAGCGGUUCCGAGCCAGGUUUGCAUGGAGGAAGAUCUGUUGUUAAGUCUGCUGUUGUGAUGUCUUUCUACAUGAACCAGGUCCUAUGCUGAUCCUGAUAGUGUUCCCUGACGUGCUGGUGGCUCCUUUUGCCCUUAUCUGGACUCUCGGACCAUGCACUCGGACUUAGCCUCUACCAUGCUGCGGCUGGUUGCUUUGCUCUUACACGGCCUCGCCCUCGCUCUGGGCCAUUACGACAUAUGCAAGUCCCUCGUUAGUAUGGACGAUGGCCCUGUAUGGGAGUUCUACGCGUGCCAACCCAAGCCGAUCUCCAUGAAGGACUAUAUGAAAGUGAAAGUGGACCCGCCCGGAAUUACCUGUGGAGACCCACCUGAGAGGUUCUGUACGCUUGAGAACCCCUACAUGUGCAGUGAUGAGUGCGAUGCCUCUAACCCAGACCAGGCCCAUCCUCCCAAGCUGAUGCAUGACAGGGAGAAGAGUGGGCUGCUCACCUACUGGCAGACCGUCACUUGGAGCCGAUUCCCAGAGCCCUUACUGGCCAACAUCACCAUGUCUUUCAACAAGAGUAUCGAGCUGACCAAUGACAUCCUGGUCACCUUUGAGUAUGGCCGGCCGACCAUCAUGGUGAUGGACAAGUCCCUGGACUACGGGCGGACAUGGCACCCCUACCAGUUCUAUGCGGACGACUGCAUGGACGCUUUUGGGAUGCCCGCCAAGAAAGUACAGGACCUCUCCGCCACCAACGUGACCCGAGUCAUCUGCACCGAGGAGUAUUCGCGCUGGGUGGGCUCCAAGAAUGAGAAGAACGUGCGCUUCGAGGUACGGGAUCGGUUCGCCAUCUUCGCUGGAACCCGACUGCAGAACAUGGACAACCUCUACACCCGCAUGGAGAGCAUGAAAGGACUGAAGGACUUCUUCACUAUCACCAACCUCCGGCUGAGGCUCCUUCAACCAGCCCUGGGGGGCACCUACAUCCAGAGAGAGAACCUCUACAAGUACUUUUAUGCCAUCUCCAACAUCGAGGUCCCAGCUAGGUAA